AUGAGUACCAAAAGGGAAGACCAAGAAGGGAACUGAGCUGCAGGUCAUGAGAAGAAACUGUAUUCAAAAUGAAUUUCUGAGGAAAAGUAACUUGUAAAACAAGGCAAUUGCAGCAUCAAUUGGCAGCCUUCCUAAGUACUAACUCUACAGUGUCAAUAAAAGCUAUAGUAGAAAGAUGAACCACUUCAAGAAAAAACAAGUAGGAUUCCGCUGUCCUAUCCGAAUUCCUGGCAAACGAAUCUGUUCAUCUCUUUGCAAACCAGUCUCUUCCUCCUUUGUGGAUCCUAUAAUACUGAAGGGCUUAAACCCAGGACAAAGAAACUACCUGAAAAGCAUCAUGAAAAUUUAUGAUUCUAAGCCCCAAUGGAAAAAUCUGAAAAGGCAGUAUUUUAUCAGUCUUAUCUACAAAUAUAUCCUAGGUUAUAUUUCCAAAGAGGAAGUCAUGUCUUAUAUGACUGUUAUGGACCAAUACACCAAAAAAGGACCCAUCAAGUGCAAAAGUAAAAUACACAAGUUUGGGAAGACCUCUCUUCCCUCCUCUUCAAGAAAAUCUCUGUCCUCACAUUCUUACUCUAUCAUUAAGUAUUUCUAUUAGACGGCAAGGAUCUGAGCACAUUUCAAGAUGGAGCAUAGCAAUCAUGCCCUCAUUGAUUAUUAUUAUUACUAUAAGACCCUAAGCUACUUUAGGAAUGAUCUUUCCCAACACUGGCUGUGAAGUAGAGUCAUAGGAUCAAUAGUUUCAUUCAAUGAGUUGUAUUGGUAUGGCAUAGAUUACAAACAAGGGGGCUUUUAUUCUGCCUUGACCUUUGCCUGUGCAACAUAGUAGAAUUGGAAGAUAUUAGGAGGCCCAGGGAAUAAACAUAUCUGUCUAUAUAUAAACUGUACCAGGAAUUGU
Dromiciops gliroides (monito del monte) is the source of this 895-nucleotide messenger RNA. It is a transcript of the gene FAM216B, whose product is annotated as family with sequence similarity 216 member B. Lineage: Eukaryota; Metazoa; Chordata; Mammalia; Microbiotheria; Microbiotheriidae. The transcript has 5 exons. The record is from RefSeq and is a predicted model, not a curated record. Bases 176 to 595 code for a protein of 139 amino acids.